Molecule: messenger RNA, 3931 nt
Organism: Gigantopelta aegis
Lineage: Eukaryota; Metazoa; Mollusca; Gastropoda; Neomphalida; Peltospiridae
Product: exportin-2-like
Exons: 27
Coding region: 176-3082 (968 amino acids)
Biological process (GO): protein import into nucleus; protein export from nucleus
Cellular component (GO): cytosol; nuclear envelope
Molecular function (GO): nuclear export signal receptor activity; small GTPase binding
Source: RefSeq, a predicted model, not a curated record
UACCGCCAUUUUUCUUUCCAUGUGAGAUCAUACUGCGAUCUUAUUUUUCAUUAUUUUGUAUAAUGCACAGAUAUAUGUCGUGUUGCUAAAGUAUCACUGAAGAUACUGGCCAUCAAAUUAAAUUAUCUGUUAUUUGUGUAGCCUGUUAACCAGCUGGUCUAACUCUAUAAAUAAAAUGGAAGUUACAGAUGGAAACUUGCAGGCUCUAGCUGGCUAUCUGCAACAGACACUUUCCGCAGAGAAAGAAGUCAGAAAACAAGCUGAGAAGUUUCUGGAAUCUGUUGAGAGGAACAAGAACUACCCGAUUUUGUUGCUACAUCUGAUGGACAAGGGGGAAGUAGAUCAGCAUGUUCGUGUCAGCGCUGCCAUCACCUUCAAGAACUACAUCAAACGCAACUGGAAAAUGGAAGGUGUGGAUGAUAAAAUCCACCCCGACGAUCGCACGGCUAUCAAACAGCACAUUGUUGGCUUAAUGCUCAAGAGUCCAGAACAAAUCCAGAAACAGCUGAGUGAUGCCAUCAGUAUAAUAGGUCGUGAAGACUUCCCCGACAAGUGGCCUAACCUCAUAACCGAGAUGGUCACCAAGUUCCAGACUGGGGACUUCCACGUCAUAAAUGGCGUCCUUAGAACAGCACAUUCUAUAUUCAAAAGGUACCGUCAUGAAUUCAAAUCUCAGCAGCUUUGGACAGAGAUAAAGUUUGUGUUGGAAAAUUUUGCAGCUCCACUCACAGAACUGUUUAAUGCAACGAUGGAAUUAGGAAAGAAGCAUGCUUCUGAUCCUGAAGCUCUCAAAAUGAUCUUCAGUUCUCUUCUACUCAUCUGCAAAAUAUUCUACAGCCUCAACUUCCAGGACCUUCCAGAACAUUUUGAAGACAAUAUGACCAUAUGGAUGAAUCACUUCCUGGCACUGCUCAGUGUGGACAACAAGUUACUGAGGACAGAUGGUGAAGAAGAGGCGGGGUUACUUGAGCAGGUGCGUUCUCAGGUGUGUGACAAUGUCGCACUGUAUGCCCAGAAGUACGAUGAAGAGUUCUCUCCCCAUUUGCCACAGUUUGUAACAGCAAUUUGGGGUCUGUUAACAAGCACGGGACAGCAAGUUAAAUAUGAUUUACUGGUGAGCAAUGCCAUCCAGUUUUUAGCAUCAGUGGCCGAAAGACCGUCGUACAAGAGUUUGUUUGAAGACCCUUCUACUUUAGCCAGCAUUUGCGAGAAAGUCAUCGUGCCAAAUAUACAACUCAGAGCUGCUGAUGAGGAGUUGUUUGAAGAUAAUCCAGAAGAAUAUAUUAGACGUGAUAUUGAAGGAUCGGAUGUAGAUACACGUCGGCGGGCUGCAUGUGACUUGGUUCAAGCUCUGUGUAAAAUGUUUGAAGGACCAGUGAUACAGAAUUUUUCAACAUAUGUCCAAGGACUUCUUGAAGAAUAUGCCAAAAAUCCCACUGUCAGCUGGAAGAGUAAAGACGCUGCAAUAUAUCUUGUUACGUCUCUUGCAUCAAAAGGACAGACACAGAAGCAAGGUGUAACCCAAACGAGCAGUCUGGUUAAUAUCACAGACUUCUACCAGGCACAGAUUCUUCCCGAUAUUCAGUCAGCUAAUGUGAAUGAAUUUCCAAUUUUAAAAGCAGAUGCCAUCAAAUAUUUAAUGGUAUUUAGAAGUCAGCUGCCCCGGGAAAGCCUGCUAUCGAGUUUGCCACAUCUGACCCGGUAUCUGAAGAGUUCGAGUGUCGUGGUACACACGUACUCUGCCCACACACUAGAGAGAUUGUUCAUGGUGCGACAGCCGGGAGGCCAGUCCGCGAUUACGACUGUCGAUGUAAAGGAUCUGGCCAGUGAUCUCAUGUCCAGCUUGUUUGCAGCCAUGGAGCUGCCUGGAUCAACAGAAAAUGAAUAUCUCAUGAAAGCAAUCAUGCGGACGAUGUCACUGUUGAAUGAAAACAUCAUUCCAAUGGUUUCUCACCUCCUCAAGAGCCUCACCGCAAAACUUGUCCUUGUCAGCAAAAAUCCCAGCAAGCCCCACUUUAAUCACUAUUUAUUUGAGUGUUUCUGUAUUGCCAUCCGUACGUCCUGUAAGCACGAUGCAUCCGCGGUGAAGAUGUUUGAGGACGCCUUGUUCCCUCCCUUUACCGAUAUUCUGCAGCAAGAUGUCCAAGAGUUCAUGCCAUAUGUGUUUCAAAUGCUGUCGCUGUUGAUUGAGCUUCACUCUGGUCGUAUUCCCGAUACGUACAUCGCUCUCUUCCCUCACCUACUGGCUCCGGUAUUGUGGGAGAGGCCCGGUAACAUUCCACCACUAGUCCGACUCCUACAGGCUUUCAUUGAGAAAGGAUCACAGCAGAUAGAGCCUGACAAACUGAAUGGACUACUUGGAAUAUUUCAAAAAUUGAUUGCAUCCAAAACAAAUGACCACGAAGGGUUCUACUUGUUAAAUGCCAUUAUAGAAUUCAUGCCUGCCAACCUUGUGAACCAGUACAUAAAGCAAGUGUUUAUCUUGGUGUUUCAGAGAUUGUCCAGUUCUAAAACAACUAAAUAUAUUAAAAGUCUGUUGGUGUUUUUUAGUCUGUAUGCUAUCAAAUUUGGAGGCCAAAGUCUUGUGGAUAUGGUGGAUACCAUUCAACCUAAAAUGUUUGGUAUGGUGAUUGAGAAGCUCUACCUUCAAGAUCUUCAGAAAAUUUCUGGUCACAUAGAGAAGAAAAUCUGUGCUGUCGGAGUUACCAAGGUCCUCACAGAGGUCCCGUCUAUGUUACAGGGGGACUACGCUGCUUUGUGGCCUCAGUUGCUACAAGCUCUCAUCAGCUUGUUUGAACUUCCCGAAGAUGUGUCUGUACCGGAUGAUGAACAUUUUAUUGAGGUUGAUGAUAUAUCAGGUUAUCAAACAACCUAUUCUCAGCUGGCUUUUGCUGGAAAGAAAGAGCAUGAUCCUUUCUCUGGAGCAGUUCCCGAUGUCAAGAUGAACUUGGUCAAACAUUUGUACGAGCUUUCAACACGACACCCUGGCAUGCUAUCACCAAUUAUAAACCAGGGAUUGCAGGCAGAAGCUCAGAACUUCCUCCGACAGUAUCUCCUAACUGCCAAUGUCAGUCUUUUAUGAGAAUCAAACAGUAGAGCGGCAUCAACAAAGAUGAAGAAAUGUCCAGGGAAAAUUCCUAUGCACAGAUGGACACAGGCAUUCUAUCCAGCAUCACUGUCAGUGUUGCAUUUAAAACAACAUUUACAUCUCAGACGUGGUCUGUGCAUUUUUAUGAAAGGGAAAGUGUACCCUGAAAUAAAAUGUUCGAUUGUUGGAUACUAGCUAAACGAGAUUGUAAAAUAAUAAUGAAGUCCAUACUGUGCAGUGUUCAGUGUCGUGGAUUCUGUAUUGGUGUACUGUUCAGAGUAUCUGUUGACAGUUGAACAUAAAAUAUCUACUGUGAACCAAGAAGUUCAUCAAGAUCCAUUGUGAUCUUUAAAUCCAGUAUUUAAUGUUCGGGGGUAAAUAACAUUUCUUCCCCCCCCACCCCCACCCCCACCCCGACUUUACCUGGACCUAAAUAUGUUUUUACUAAUAUCCAGGUCCACUUGCAAAUAGACUGAAUAUUUCUGUUGCUGUAUAUUUAUAUUUUAUAUUUAUGUUAGUCGAAGUUUUCUUUUGCUUACGUACUGUAACUGACAAUAUAAAUAUUGGAUGAUCAGUAUGACCAGAUUUAGAUAUGGUGAAUUUCUUACCAUUUAGCAUAUUUCUUCAAAUGGGGGGGGGGGUACAUUUGGUAAAGAAGUUCGCUAGCAACGAACUGCUAAUGAUUAUCAGAUGUUUUAUAAAUACAAAGAAAAAAAUUAAGUACAUUUUCAGGGAAAGAAAUAAAUAUUAAAUGUGAUGUAUGGCAACAGAAAUAGUGUAACUUGCAAACAAAUGGUGGAUACAUGUGUCAAUAUUAUUAUGUAAUUAAAGAUGCAAUAAUAA